GUGGUUCAGCAACCGAAGAGCGAGAUGGCGCAAGCAGGCAGGAGCGAACCAGCUUGCAGCUUUCAACCACUUGCUGCCAGGGGGAUUCCCACCGACAGGAAUGACGACCCUCCCUCCUGACCAACUGCCAGACUCCACCUACCCGACAACCACCAUUUCCCAAGAUGGGGGAAGCACAGUACACAGACCCCAGCCCCUGCCACCAUCCACCAUGCACCAGGGAGGACUUGCUGCAGCUGCCGCUGCCGACACCGGCUCUGCCUAUGGGGCCCGACACAGCUUCUCCAGCUACUCAGACAGCUUCAUGAAUGCUGCAGCUCCUGCCAACCACAUGAAUCCUGUUAGCAAUGGCCUCUCUCCACAGAAGCAGGGUGCCCAAAACAAGAUGCAGUGCUCCAGGUGGAACCUCACCAUAGCCUUGAACAAUCAGGUGAUGAGCAUCCUGAGCAACCCCAGUGGGGUUCCUCCACAACCCCAGGCUGACUUCUCCAUCUCUCCCCUUCACGGUGGCUUGGACACCACCAACUCCAUCUCUGCCAGCUGCAGCCAGAGGAGCGACUCCAUCAAGUCCGUGGACAGCCUCCCGACUUCCCAGUCCUACUGUCCUCCCACCUACAGCACCACCAGUUACAGUGUGGACCCAGUGGCUGGCUACCAGUAUGGACAGUACGGACAAACUGCUGUUGAUUACUUGGCCAAGAACGUGAGUCUGUCCACACAGCGCAGGAUGAAGCUGGGAGAACAUUCAGCCGUUCUGGGCCUCCUACCAGUAGAGACAGGCCAAGCUUACUGAAGAGUCCGACUGUGCCAACAACACACUCCAGCAACUUGGUAGCACUGGAGAAACACCACCAGCCUUCCAGGGAUCUACCUGUACCCAGACCCUGCUCCUUCCCAAUUCCCUUCCACCUUGCACCAACUUGAGCUGUGAAGGAGACGGGAAAGAGGGGAAAGGCUCUCCAGCUCCUCCUCAUUCCAGAGGCAAGCCUGGCCUCUGUGACCUGGCUCCUCCUGUGGCCAGAGACAAUGGGUUGGGUACAUUUAUUAACCCCAAGUUCAUGCCCUCCCUCUAACCUACCUGGCCAUGGCAUUUUGCCCACGCUUAAGGACUUUUCCAUUGAUCUAGGUAGUUGGCAUAGUCAAAGCCAAAAUGAUCUUUUUUUUCUUU
Nestor notabilis (Kea) is the source of this 1168-nucleotide messenger RNA. Its product is annotated as paired box protein Pax-7-like. The transcript has 5 exons. The coding region runs from base 101 to 793 and encodes 230 amino acids. The record is from RefSeq and is a predicted model, not a curated record. Lineage: Eukaryota; Metazoa; Chordata; Aves; Psittaciformes; Psittacidae.